Molecule: messenger RNA, 489 nt
Organism: Benincasa hispida (wax gourd)
Lineage: Eukaryota; Viridiplantae; Streptophyta; Magnoliopsida; Cucurbitales; Cucurbitaceae
Source: RefSeq, a predicted model, not a curated record
ACAAAAUUAAAAAAUGGUUGCUUCCAUCAAGUUUCUUUGUGUACUCUUCUUCUUUUGUCUCCUCUCCAAAGGCAAGAGCCAAUGCUCCAUGAAUGACAUUACAAUCAGUCAAAGUACAACUGGAAAAGAAGUGAAUGGGAAACAAGAAUGGAGAGCCACAAUCACAAACAAUUGUGUUUGUUCACAAUAUAGUGUGAAAUUUGAUUGCAAUGGAUUUAACAGUGUUGAGAAAGUUGAUGAAUCCAUCUUGAUGGUUGCUGGAUCAGAGUGUUUGGUUAACAAUGGUCAACCAAUGUUUAAAUCAAACCCCAUCUCCUUCACUUAUGCUUGGGACAAUGCCUUUUCUUUCAAGCCCCUCUUCUCUCAAGUUGCUUGUUCUUAAACUUCUCCUUUCUCAUUUUUCCAUCUCAAACAACUCCUCCUUACCUAUUUAGCAAUAAUUAGCAAAGUUUGUAUUGGUCUUUGAUAAUAUCAAUUUUCAUUUAUUUC